Leguminivora glycinivorella is the source of this 2295-nucleotide messenger RNA. RefSeq names its product ubiquitin-like protein 4A. Gene Ontology annotation, biological process: post-translational protein targeting to endoplasmic reticulum membrane. Gene Ontology annotation, molecular function: protein binding. The coding region runs from base 153 to 605 and encodes 150 amino acids. NCBI's taxonomy places the organism in Eukaryota, Metazoa, Arthropoda, Insecta, Lepidoptera, Tortricidae. The record is from RefSeq and is a predicted model, not a curated record. The transcript is spliced from 2 exons.
CAAAUUGUCACAUUCACAAUUCACAUAAACUUAUCAGCAUCACCGUGGGCUGCAAGCUGUAAUCAAUAAUUUUAUUAUCAAUAAAACUAAUUUCCAUUUCUUUUUGUUGCACAUGCUUUAAUCAUAUUCCUUUCGAUAAACCAUAAGUCACAAUGAAAUUAACAGUUAAAAAGUUGCAAGGUGGAGAGUGUUGUGUUGAGGUACUACCAACCACAUCAAUAUUUGAAAUAAAACGCGAAGUGGCUGGAAAAUUAGCAAUACCUGUUGAAGAACAAAAGCUCCUGUUACUAGGGCGCACCUUAGCCGAUGAACAGACUAUUGAGUCAUACCCGACCAUAAAGGACGGCACCAAACUCAACCUUGUUGUGAAAAAGCCGGACGGUUUAUUUGAAGCUUCAUUGAAAUAUUUUAAAAAGUUAGGUAUGACUGAUAAAGAUGCCACAAACUCGGCUAAUAAGCUGCUAAAAAUUGUAGAGGAUAAGUUUAAUAAGUUGUCUUGGGAUGAUAUAGACCGGUUGUCUAUGGAUUGUCUUCUAGAGGAAUGUGGCCAGAGCCGACCAGUUGUUGAGAAUGAACCUGAGAACGAAGACAUGUAUGGCUUGUGACCCUUCAGGAGCGAAUUGAUUUACCUCUUAAAUCAAAUGUUCUGAUGUUUAUGGCUUUAAAAGACUACAUUGAUAUUCAUUAAAAGUACAUUCUCUAAUUAUUUAACAAUGUUUUCUAUUUGUUGAAGAUGUUUUUUUUACUGACAUGUAUGCAACAUUCUGAAAGGCCUGAUUUAAAAGUACUCUUGUAUUUUGUAUGAAAAAAAGCUACAUAAGUUAUCCUUUUACUUUUUAUUUCAUAAAAUGUACAAUUAAAAUGAAAUUGUGAACAAGGCAUCAUUUUAUUUGCUUUUUAUUUUAUUUCAUAUGAUGUUUUAUGUGAUUAUGUCAUAGCCUAACAAUUGUAUGAAUUAUGCUCUAAAAUAAGUAUACAUGAUUAUAUGGCUUUCCAUCAGUUCCAGAAUGUUUUUCUGCAACUCUAAUUCCUGUUGCAAUUUCAGAUGAAAACUCCUUAUAAGUGUGUUUUCAUAUUGUCCUAUCUGGUAUUGGAUGUAGGACCGAUAUUCCAUAUAUUAAAGGCGCCAUCUGUGAUCUUUCCCUUUAACAUCCUUCCUACAUCUAACGUCGGAUUGGAUAAUGUGAAUACACUCUAAGGCUAUUGCACUUUAAGUAUAAGCCUUUUAUGCUGGAAAGUCACAUAAUAUUUAGCUAGUGUCCAUACAUACUUUUGCACCAUUCUUACUAGUGCAUUCUUAUCCGGUGUUAGAUAGGAAUAGGUGUUGUCAUUCCCUUUUGUCCUAGCAUUAUGAAUGGUGGUGGUCCUGUAGGACAGAUGGGAGAAGUCUAAUACUAUACAGUUGAUCAUCAAAAUAAACAUUAAGAUAUGGUGUUGUUGAUCCUUUUAAUACAUACAAAUCAUACAAUAUGUAAUUAAAAUCUAUAAUUCUGAAUGUAGUUAUUUUAGUCUGAUACACGUAAUAUGGGGGUUUUUAUUGUAAUAUUGUUGAUGAUUAAGCCAGGAAUACACUAGGUGACAAAAUGUCGCACGACACCUGUCGCCAGCGUCGUUGCCAGAUUUCACUCGACAUGUCUGACGUCAUGCGACAAAUGUCGCCAGUAAGACGCGCCAUCUUCAGAUAGACGUAUCGUGGGACAUUAAGUCAACUAGUAGUAUUCCUAGCUUAAGGAUAUCUUGAGUGCUGACAAGUUAGUUUCCAUACAACUGUAAUUGCGUUGUUAACUAAAUUUAGUUUCUACAAAAUAUUAUCUAAAUAGAAUAACUGUUGGUUUUAGUUCUUUAGGAAAAUGUGGAUAUUCUUGCCUUUAAAAUGUUAAAAACUAUACGAUUCAUUUAUUGAAAAAGCUACUACAAGUUUGUAUGGAAACUAUUAACUGUAACUUAGUGUUGUGAUAUACUCUAUUAUUUUAUUUGUAUGGACUGUAAAUAUAUUUUACUGAUAAGCUUUGAUCAUUCAUAUAAUAUAUUAUAUUUGAAGAAUAAGUUAACUGCCCGUAGAUUACUACUCCUGGAAGCUCAAUUGUAUUUGAUAUGAGGUAAAUAUCCCAAUGAUUGACACAAAACUAGUGCAAAUUUAGUAUUACUUAAUAUAAACACAAGUAGUGUGGAUUUAAUUAUUUAAUUUCAACUAAUAGGGAACUUGACUGUAGUUAAAAUAUUUAAUAAAAUAUUGUAUGCCAUGCACGAAAUAAAGCAUCAGAUAAUUAUAAAAGAAACAUGGACAGAAGUUAU